This is a messenger RNA of Microstroma glucosiphilum, 1200 nucleotides long. RefSeq lists its product as hypothetical. NCBI's taxonomy places the organism in Eukaryota, Fungi, Basidiomycota, Exobasidiomycetes, Microstromatales, Microstromataceae. The transcript has 2 exons. The record is from RefSeq and is a predicted model, not a curated record. The annotation marks the transcript as partial.
UAUCCUCAUCCUUUACACCCUCACAUACUCAAGCGUGACGCGAGUACCGUGAUGAGCACUGGCGAUGGCAACACAGAGGGAGAGGACCACGGCUCCGUAGACGUUCCAGAUGGAGCCAUUCUCACCAGCCUACCAGUUCAGGGCAAUACCAGCAUCGCCGCCUUUUGGACAGCCUCGCCCAACAAUGCCUCUGCGGAGCAAGCCUUUGUCAUGAUUCACGGCAAGUUGCGGGAUGGCAAUGACUACUGGACGACGAUGAACGACGUCUUGCAGAGCGCAGUGUCAGCCAAUUACCCUGGCGCUAGCAACAAUUCCAUUGUCACCGCUCCGGAGUUCUACAGUACCAUCCUCAACUCGGGGCAGUACGAUGACAAUGAAUUGGCAUGGCCCGAUACCAAUGCUUGGCAAGCAGGCGAUCCUGCUAACCACCCCUCUUCUACAAAUCAAACUUCCUUUGAUGCCCUCGAUGCCUUUGUCGCAGAGUUCUCCGAUCAGAGCAAGUACCCUUCGAUGAAGAAUCUGACCUUCGUUGGUCACGGAGGUGGUGGGCAACUCAUUGCGCGGUACGCAAUGGUCGCAAGAGAUGCACCUUGCAAUCUGCACGUCCGCUACAUCAGUGGUGACCCCAGCUCCAACGCCUACUUCACACCGGACAGGCCCGUGAAUUCUUCGGACUCGAGUGCUGUUCAGGAUUGCCCUCUGUACAACACAUGGCGCUAUGGCUACGACAACUUUACCGGCACCUUGGAAGGUCUCUUCACCGCACAAGAGUACUUCACCCGCUACACUCGACGAGACUUCGUCAGCAUUGUGGGUCUGCAGGAUACCGACUAUGAUGGCGAUCAGUACUGCAUGGCCUCGGUGCAAGGUGGUACAGCUCGUCGCGAUCGCAACCUAUGCUGGUGGCAGUACCUCAAUGCCCUAGCUGGCACCGAUGAGGUACUCACCGAUUUCCCUUGCCAGUUCGACAAUUUGCCCGACUGGUCCAACAUCACAAAUGGUGUCAUGGGCCCGCGACUUUCCGUCGUUGCAGAUGCGGAUCACAGCGCCGAGGAGGUGUACGAGAGCGAUGAAGGCAGGAGUGCCCUCUUCUCCUCGGGUGACAUCCUCGUCGGUUGGAGGCCUGAAGGUUGGCAAGCGGCCACGGGCACUUUCACACCCGGCAUUGUAGCCUGUGCCGCCCCGGCCUCUAGCACUAGC